AAGGCGGAACCAGAACAACCCACGUGACACACAUCCCGGAAGUUGUUUUUUUAGCGGUGAAAACCAAAAAUAUGUCAACACCGAAAACCCUGUUAUUAUAUUAUUACAUUUUUGAACAUGACAAUGCUUCCACCAACUGCAGUCUUUUACUUCCCGUGGGAGGUGAAGUCUCUCGGAGAAGGAAAGUCCGUUCGGACGUUUGGAAGACUCAGCUGCUACGAGGCGGACGAGUCCAGAGCCAGCCUCUCCUGUCAUCACGCUUCUAAGGAGCACAAAGUGUUUGUCCACACCCUGUUCGUGGAGCCUUUUAACCCAAUAAUUGGGGCUCAGUAUUUAGUUUUGGGUGAAACAGAGUCAUAUGAAGGGUUUGGCGUGAUGAUCCGUGCUCGCGUGCUGAACUGUGUUGACGGUGUAAACAUCGCUCUUCUGCAGAAAGCCAUUGAGGGCCAAAGGAGCUUCUUCAGAGAGAGGGAGCGCAAAGACGGUGGCGUGGCACAACCUGCAGAUAAAAUCUGAUCCGGAUCUUCACUCCCUCGGUUACCCAGAGUGCUCUUUGAUUGCCAAGACUGCUUUUGGAGGAAUUAAAGCCCAAAGUUAGUCAGAUAGAUGUAGAAAACUUUCUUUGCUCUGUGAAAAGUUACUGGAUUGUGAGCCAGAUUUUUAGCCACGUCUUGAAAACAUUCCGCACCGAUUGCUUAUUUGUGAGAUCUUGUUUUGCUGGUCGAUACUGAUCAUCUAUUAUCCUUGAAGAUGUUUUGAGCAACAUCAGUUUUCAUUUUUCUCAUUCAGAACAGGUUCAGCAAAUGUAUAAACUUAGAUCAGAAGAAACAAGAUCCUCCUGAAAAAAGUGAAAAGUUUUAAGGACCAGACUAAAAUAACUUCUAAAGUAACAAGCAUCCAAAUGGAAAAUGAAUGUCGUGAGACGUUGGGUUGGAAUCUUUUUGCUGAAGAAGAUUUAAAGAUUUCUUAAGAAGUCAAUCACUGUAAUCAAAAGAAAAAAAGAAACGAGGGAUAGAUUAAGCUUCAUACCCAGAAUUUUCUGUGUUUACAGCAGAUUGCAGUUAAACAUUUGAAGUAGGUUUUUGUAAAAUUAAUAAAAUAAUUUAUUUUUUGUCAUUUUCUAUGGUUUAUUAGCACAUGAGUUGUUGCUAAAAUUAAAUUUUAUAGAUUUUUUGAAGUUAUCUUUUCAUGAUCUCAUGCGUUCACAAUGAAGUCACUAGUUCAAACCUAUAAACAGCAAAGCUGCAGUUUUUCAGUUCUAACAUUAGCGUGAACACAGAGAGGUCAGAAUGUCUGGAAUAAAAGGAAACCUGAGAGCUUUUAAAGUUAAA
Oryzias melastigma (Indian medaka) is the source of this 1331-nucleotide messenger RNA. It is a transcript of the gene ten1, whose product is annotated as TEN1 subunit of CST complex. The transcript is spliced from 3 exons. The record is from RefSeq and is a predicted model, not a curated record. Gene Ontology annotation, cellular component: CST complex. Lineage: Eukaryota; Metazoa; Chordata; Actinopteri; Beloniformes; Adrianichthyidae. Gene Ontology annotation, biological process: negative regulation of telomere maintenance via telomerase. The coding region runs from base 118 to 516 and encodes 132 amino acids. Gene Ontology annotation, molecular function: telomerase inhibitor activity; single-stranded DNA binding; telomeric repeat DNA binding.